AUGAGCUUUUCUGGAGAAAGGAUUAGCAAUCAUAGCCGAAACUACCCACUGUAUUGGUGCUAUCAAUGUCAUCGAAUGGUUCGGAUUGCCUCUGGUAAUCCAUCAGAGAUUGUCUGCCCUCGAUGUUUUGGUCAGUUUCUCAGUGAAAUCGACUCAGGAGCACAGCCUAGAAACAUUCAUGAUUUCACAGCUUACGAUCCUUCCCCUGAGGCACGAUUGCUCGAAGCGUUGUCUUUAAUGUUUGAUCCUUCAAUCCGACUGCACCGUCCCAGAGAAAGUAUAUUUUGGGAUGAAAUGCUGCCCCUUCCGCAUCAGCAAAAUCGUGGACAAUAUGGUGGAAGAAUGCUUCAUCGAGAUCCAGCCGAAAGAGGACUACGCGGCAGGCUAUGGCCGAGAAGGCGAGCCGGGAUAUGGCUGGAAGAUGAGACUGACGACUGGGGACCUGAAAGUGGGAUUUUAGCCCGUCCACGAUCAUGGAUUAGCUUUAGACCUUCCGGGCCAAUCCCAUCUCGAAGAACCUUAACACCGGGCGGUGAAGAAGGUUUGAUCGCAAAUGGCGUGGAUCCAAGGGAUUACUUCACGGGUCCUGGACUUCCUGAACUGAUAGAGCAGCUUACUCAAAAUGAUCGUCCUGGACCUCCACCUCUGCCUGAUUCAAUCAUUGAUACUAUACCAACUGUUAGAUUAACGCCCUCUCAUUUGGAUAUUGAUCCGGAAUGCGCAGUUUGUAAAGAGAAAUUUGAGGUUGGUGAUGAAGCUCGGGAACUGCCUUGCAAACAUUGUUACCAUUCUGAUUGUAUUGUACCUUGGUUGAGGCUUCACAACUCUUGUCCAGUGUGCCGAAACGGGUUAUCAGUACCACAAGACAAUUGCAGUGUUACUGAUGCUCAUCAAUCACGGCAUGAUUCUUCUCCCGAAGGAAGAGGCAGACACCGGAGAUGCCCCCGGUUGAGGCGGCAGUUGGCAUCUCUUUGGCCCUUUCGAUCUUAUCAAAGUAGCUAG
Messenger RNA from Oldenlandia corymbosa var. corymbosa, 1002 nucleotides. The record is from the annotation of a GenBank genome assembly. NCBI's taxonomy places the organism in Eukaryota, Viridiplantae, Streptophyta, Magnoliopsida, Gentianales, Rubiaceae.